Molecule: messenger RNA, 1995 nt
Organism: Alosa sapidissima (American shad)
Lineage: Eukaryota; Metazoa; Chordata; Actinopteri; Clupeiformes; Clupeidae
Product: protein KASH5-like
Exons: 17
Coding region: 565-1995 (476 amino acids)
Biological process (GO): spindle localization; spindle assembly; homologous chromosome pairing at meiosis
Cellular component (GO): chromosome, telomeric region; meiotic nuclear membrane microtubule tethering complex; lateral element
Molecular function (GO): dynein complex binding
Source: RefSeq, a predicted model, not a curated record
ACACAGAGCUGUAGAACACAGGGUAGUAGAACACAGAGCUGUAGAACACAGGGUAGUAGAACACAGAGCUGUAGAACACAGGGUAGUAGAACACAGGGUAGUAGAACACAGAGCUGUAGAACACAGAGCUGUAGAACACAGGGUAGUAGAACACAGAGCUGUAACACAGAGCUGUAGAACACAGGGUAGUAGAACACAGGGCUGUAGAACACAGAGCUGUAGAACACAGGGCUCUAGAACACAGGGCAGUAGAACACCAGUGUUGUGUGUGUGUGUGUGUGUGUGUGUGUGUGUGUGAGAGAGAGAGAGAGAGAGAGAGAGGUGUGUGGGAAAGAGACACUUUCUACAGAGACACUUUCUACAGGUCAGUAGAACACAGAGCAGAACUCAGGGUAGUAGAACACAGGGCAGUACAACACAGAGCAGCAGAACUCAGGGCAGGAGAACACAGAGCAGCAGAACUCAGGGUAGUAGAACUCAGAGCAGAACUCCAGGUGCUCCAGGGCUAGUGUGUGGGAUGGUGGUUUCUACAGCGCCUCUUGACCAACGCCUCUCCACCUACCGAUGAGUUCACUGGCCCACAGCAGUGAUGCACAGGAGGAGGAGUCUCAGGAAGGGACAGGGCUGACAAAGGCGGAGCUGCUGGACAUCACUUUUGAAGCAUGUGACGUCAUGGCAACGGGGCGGGUGUGUGGCUCAGAAGUGCUACGGUACCUGCGCUCGGUGACUGGUCAGAGCCGUGGUCAGGAGGAGCUGGCGAUGCUGCAAAGCAUGCUGGACCCUAAGGGGGCGGACCCAGCACUGGACCGACUCCGAUUCCACGCCAUCAUGAACUCUUGGAUACACCACUGCAGCCAGCAGAGAGAAGACUCCAGUCAGACUGCAGCUGAACUUGAGACUGAAAGCGUCCGAGGUGCGGAGUUUUGUCCUUCAGACCCUGAGCCCUAUGACAGCCCCAGUCAGGUUCAGUUGCUGCAGUGUGAGUUGGCGGAGGUGAAACAUGUGUGCCAGGCGCUCCGUUAUCAGAAUGUUGACCUGAUGAGGGCCGUUACCCAUAGCGACGACCUCAACCUGCAGCUCACCAUGGAGAUGACCGAGUCACGCAGCAAACUGACCAGUGCCCAGCUGGCGGAGGUGAGGGUGGAGUCUCUGUGUGAAGAGCUGGAUGAGGUGCGUCAGGCUCUGAGGGAGAGUCAGGACCAGCAGGCACUCAGCCAGGACGCCUAUAACUCUCUGGUAAAGGAAAAUGAAAACUUGAAAGCCGAGCUGAAGGCCGUUGAGGAAAAGAGUGAGAGGUGGGGUUUGGAGAGGAGUCUGUCUGAGGAGCAGCUCAACAAACUGAGGAAGGCCAACACCCGCAUCAAGGCCGAGCUUGAGGAAUGUCACCUCCUGGUGGCUAUAAAAGACAGCGAAGCCUCCAAGAAAACGGUUCUGCUAGAACAUCUGAAGAACCUGCAGCUGCAAAGCCACAGAAACAUAGAGGGUCUACAGGCUGAGUUGCUGAGGUUGCAGGAACAGUCCCGUAAAACACUGCACAGGUUGGAGAGCCAAUCUCUGUAUGGUCCACUGAGGAGGGGCGGGGCCAGUUCUAACCAUCACUCCCUACGGCAAGAACUCCACAGUCUGCAGACGCAAGGUGGGGGUGUGGAGGAAGGGGUGUCUCAAGCAGGCGGAGCCUCAGAUCUGCAUCCCACCCUGAAGAGCAUCAUCAACAGGAUCAAAGCCCACGACCUCUCACACUGCACUGAGACGAAUGCUAUGGAGAGCAUGGCUGAUACUGAGGUGAUACAGGAAACACCAAGCUACAUAAACAUCAAUAAACAGCUACUCAUCAGCCUGUUGUGUAAGGUUGAGCAGCAGCAGCGUGCUGUCUGUGUGGAGCAUGUAGAGGUGCACUCUGUAGCCAUGACCAGCAGGGGGCACUGUGCUCCAACACACACACCGCUGGAGGCUGAGCAGGAACACACACACACAGGUCCAGCAGCUGCAGACUGA